Molecule: messenger RNA, 4095 nt
Organism: Plasmodium vinckei vinckei
Lineage: Eukaryota; Apicomplexa; Aconoidasida; Haemosporida; Plasmodiidae
Product: VAC14 domain-containing protein, putative
Exons: 1
Coding region: 1-4095 (1364 amino acids)
Biological process (GO): phosphatidylinositol biosynthetic process; positive regulation of kinase activity
Cellular component (GO): PAS complex; endosome membrane
Source: RefSeq, a predicted model, not a curated record
AUGUUUCUGAAUAUAAUUAAAGGGUUAGAAAAAAAUGAUGAUAAAGAGAAUAUAAUAAAUAUAAAUACACAAAAAUUGUUAGGAGAUAAAACAUAUGAGAAAAGAAAAAAAGGAGCUCAAGAAAUAGCGGAAGAUAUAAAAUUAUUAUUAUUAAAAGAAGAAGCGGAAGAACAAGAACAAAUAAAUAUAUUAUUAAAUAAAAAUAAUAAUGAAGAAAAUAAUAUAAAUGAAUGUAAAAAAAUAUCUGAAUCAGAAAUAAAUAUAAUAUCAAAAUUAAAUGGAAAAAAUGAUAUAGAUAUAAAUAAUGAAUAUUAUUUUACUAGCUAUAAUGAUAAUUUAAAAACAAAUGAUGAAGGAAAUAAAGAAAAUGAUACAGGAAAAAAUAAAGACCAAAUUAAAUCAACAAACAAACAUAAUGUUAAAUGGGACGAUAAAGAUCCUAACAGUUUUGGAAUUAUAAAUGAGGGUACUGAACAAACUGAUAAAGACGAAGACAAUAGAGAAAAAUCUCAAAUUGUAAAUCGUGAUGAAACAUCAACAUAUGUAGAAAAUGAAGAUGAACAAUCAAAAGCUAUACAAGAUAAAAAAGAAAAUGCACACAAAGAUUUAAAUGAAGAAAAAUAUAUUUUAGGAGCUGAAAUUAUUAAAAAAUUAUUAUUAGAUAAAUGCAAAGAAAAUUGUGAUAUAGAUAUAAAAAUUGCAAAACCUAAUGGAAUAAAUGAUUAUAUAAGAAAUAGUAUAAAAGGAAAUAAUAAAGAAGAAGAUGAAAAUGAUAUUCAAAAUGAUAGUAAUGAAAAAAAUAAAAAAAAUAAAAAAUCUUUAAAUACUAUAUUAUAUGAACAUGAAAUAUAUUUUGAUCACCUGAACAAAAAAUAUCAAAAUAAAAAAAUUAUGGAAAUAUUAUAUUUUUUGGAUGAAAAAUUCAUAAAAAGUAUUAACAGUUCAGAAAGAUGUGGUGGUUUAAUUUCGCUAGCUUUUAUUUCAAUAAGUUUAGAAAAUAAAAUAAAAUAUUAUUUUUCUGAAAUAUUAAAAAUAAUAAUGUCAUGUAUAAAUGAUUCGGAUCCAAAGGUUCGUUAUUAUGUCUGUGAAAGUUUAUAUAAUCUUUGUAAAGUUUCAAAAAAUAUAGCUUUUAAUAAUAUAGAAGAAAUAUUUAAUUGCUUGUACAGAAUAUUUUCAGACACCUGCCCUAAUGUAAAAACUGGCGGUGCAUUUUUAGACAAUUUAUUAAAAGAUAUGACUUGUUCAUAUAAUAAUAUAUUUAAUAUAUAUAAAAUAGUUUACACAUUAAAAGAUAAUAUAUAUAUAGAAAAUACAAAUGCUAGACAAUUAAUUAUUUCAUGGUUAUUUUUUUUACAAAAUAUACCAACUAUUGAUGUAUUUGAAUAUUUUCAUUUUUUUAUUCGAGAUUUAUUUUUAAUGCUAUCUGAUGAAAAUAAAGAUAUUCAAAAGCAAGCAAAUCAAUGUUUAGAUCUUUAUAUGGAUAAAAUUGUAACAUCAAAUUAUGAGCAAUGUAAAAUGUUUUUUAAACAUAUAAUUCCUAUAUUUUUAGAAUUUUCAAGACAUAAAAAUCCAACUAUUAAACAUAAAUGUUUAUUAUGGAUUUAUCAUUUUAUAAAUAUAUUAAAUAUUCAUUUUUAUAACAUAUUUAAAUCUCCAAAAAAAAAUAGUUUUUUUAUGAUUGAAAUAUUAAAGAAAAUUAUUUGGUCAACCUCUGAUGUUAGUUUUGAUAUACAUUAUACAGCUCGAAAAUGUAAUGAACUGUUAAUAAAAUUUUUAAAAUUUUCAACUUUAGAAUAUUCAUUAUUAAUAACAGAAUUAGUAUGUAGUAUUAUUAAAACAAAAAUUGAAAAUACACAUUCCCAAUUUCAAAAUCAAAAAUCAUUAUUAUUACAAUAUAAUGAUCAAAUGGAUAAACAAAAAUCAAAUAACUCCAACCAAUCGGAUGUAAAAUAUAUUCCUGACAAAAAACAAAGUGCAUAUAUAAAUAUAUUAGAGAAUAAAAAUGAGCAAUUCUUUAAUAAUAUCACAGUCUCUGAAAGAAAAAAUGUACAAAACACUAGUAAGCUUACAUAUACCUUAUCAGACAAUACAUUUAUAAAUAAACAACUUAGUAUUGACAAAGGAUCUACAAAAUAUGAUUUAAAUACAAAUGAAAACGAUGAUUUUCAAUCAGUAAAUAAAUAUAAAUUGCAAAAUGAUGACUCAUUAAGCCGUACCAAAAGUGAAGAUAUAAAUGAAAAGGAAAGCAAUGCAACUCAUAUAAAUAAUACAAAUUUUAAGGACGGCAUCAAUGCAAGCGGCACAGUAAAUGACACAAAUCUUAGUGAAAACCAAAAUAAAAUUCAAACAAAUAAUUUUGAAAAAAAUAAUAAUGAAAGAAAUAGACAAACAAACUCAAAAAGAAGAGAUAGAAGUCAAAGUAUUUGUUCUAGUGUCAUGAAUGAUAGUAUCGAUGGGUCUAAAUUUUAUUGUAUUAAUGGACAAGAUAAAUGGGAAGAUGAAGAAGAAAAAGUAGAAAAUAAUAAUACCGAAUUAUUAGAAGAUGAAAUAAAAAAUUCUUUUAUAAAUAAAAAAAAUGACACCACUAAUAAUUUAGAAACUAAUCAAAACAAGCAAUCAAAUGUAAAUGAUGAAAAGGGCCAUAACUAUAAUUUAGGAUUUAUGUAUAAACAUGAAAGAUUGUUGAAUGAGCUUAAAGAAAAGAAGAUAGUAUUGAAAGAUGGUAAAAAAAUGGAAUCAUAUUAUAUAAAUAAAAUAAUUAAAAAAAAAAAAAAAGAUAACAAUGAUGAACAUAGUAUGAAUGCUAGUGAUAGUAGUAAUAGUUAUGAUGAUAAUUUAUUUUAUGAUAAUUUAGAAAAAAGAAAUAUUUAUCCAAUUAUAAUGUGUUUACAAUGGCUAACUGAAAUGUUAGUAUAUAAAAGUAAUGAAAUAAAAUCAUACUAUAAUAAAAUAAUUGAUUGUGUUUUUUUAUGUUUAAAAAAUGAAGAUAACAAAGUUUUAGUAUUAACACUUACUGUUAUUUCAGCUAUGUGUUCUACUGUUGAAAAUAAAUUCAGUUUCUAUGAAAACAUAAGUAGAAAUUUUAUUGAUUUAUUUAAACAAGAUGAAAGUUUAUUAAUACGUAAAGGAAAAGAAAUUAUACAACAUAUGUCUCGUUGUUUGAAUAAUAAAAAGUUUUUUGCAUAUUUAUGUUAUUUAUUAAUAUAUGAAACAGAUUAUAUAUUUGUCAAUAAAAUAGUUCAAGUAUUAAAUUGGGUAUUAUUAACAUCAAAUGAAACAAAAUAUUUAAGAAAUUCAUUAUUAUUUCAAAAAGAUAAUUAUCCUUUAUUUUCAAUUAUAUUAAUUGCUUGGUUUAGUAAUUCUUUAUGUGCAAUAUCUUUUUUAUUAUGGUUACAAAAAUAUGAAUUGGCAUAUUUUAUUUGUUCCUAUUUAACACUCUUAGAUAUUAAUUCAGAUUUCUUUCAUCAGCUAGAUAAUUUUAUUUUUUUAUUUGAAUCACCAGUUUUUUCAAAACAAAGAUUACAUCUAAUAUAUCCAAAAAAUUAUCCAUUUUUAAUCAAAUCAUUGAUGAUUCUAUCCUUAAUGUUACCUCUUAAUACAUCUAAUAAUAUUUUACAAAAAAGAUUGCAAAUUUCACAAUUAUCUAUGCUAACUAAUAAUGAACAAGUAUCAACCUUUUUCGAUACCCAUAACCACAACACAAAUUAUAACACUGGCAAUAAAAUUGAAAAUCAACUUCCUCCAGAUUCUACCAAAGAUAUAAAUAAAAAUAAUGAACAAUCUAGCCAAAAUGAAAAUGUCAAACCACAAUAUAAUAACCAAAAUAGUGUCGAAUUAAAUGAAUUGUUUAGCUUAGAAAAUGAUGAAAUAAUAAAGGAACAUAGUAUAAUUGAAAAAACACAAGCAGAAAAAAUGUCGGAGGAACAACAAUGGAAUACUAAAUAUGCUAACCUACUUAAUAACAUAAAGAAUCAUCUUUUAAAUCAAGAUCAUUCAAAUAAUAAUACAUUCGAUGAAAAUAAAGAGGGAAAUGAAUUUAUAAACAUUUUUAAAGCCAUAUUGAAAAAGCAUAGCCUAAUCAAAUAUUACAAAUAA